Messenger RNA from Hipposideros armiger (great roundleaf bat), 3876 nucleotides. RefSeq names its product zinc finger protein 473 (gene ZNF473). The transcript is spliced from 3 exons. Lineage: Eukaryota; Metazoa; Chordata; Mammalia; Chiroptera; Hipposideridae. The record is from RefSeq and is a predicted model, not a curated record. Gene Ontology annotation, biological process: regulation of DNA-templated transcription. The coding region runs from base 621 to 3134 and encodes 837 amino acids.
CACCAUUGAGAUGUCAGACAAAUCUGAAUACAGGCUGAAUAUGGUGUGUGUAUUCAGUGAUAGUAAGAGGUUCUGCUGUUAAACUGAAGGAUUCACAGGUGAAAUCAGAUGCCACUGGGGAUUAACUUUGAAAUAGUUUAGCCCUCACAAAAAAUAAAUAUAAGUGGGGAAUGAGACUUAAUGAACAAAACAGACGAAUGCUAAUAGGAUGGGGGUUGAAGUUGGGUAAUGGAUACGUGGCGGUAUGUUGCGUGUAUGCCUCUACUUGGGUGUGUGUUUGAAAGUUUCCAUAAUAAAAACUCAAAAUCUUGAAUGAACACUAAAAGAAAGUGAAAGAAAUAAAUGGAUUUUAGGAUCAGGCAGACCUGGGUUGACGUCCUGCCUUUGUAACCUUGGGGCCAUCACGUCCCUCUCCAAGACUCUGUGUCCUUGCCUACAAAAUAUGGGGAUGCUUUGUCUCUUAGGUCUGAAGGCUCUCAUGAGACGAUUUGUGCCAAAGGCCUGGCAUGUUAAGAGUAGGGGUACACUGAAUGAGCCGUCAUUCCCCUCCCUGACCCCAGCCCCAGAGUCACUGACAGUGUGUUGUGUUUUAGCAAUUUAUGACCUUCGCGUAGGUGGCCAUGGACUUCACCUUGGAGGAGUGGGAGCACCUGGGGCUGGACCAGGGGGACAUGUUCUGGGACACGGCACUGGACAACUACCAGAACCUCUUCUUGCUGAAUCCCGCCCCCAGAUCCAAUCUGAUCUCCCAUCCAGAUGGUGGGGAAGAGCUGGAAGCCUUGGUGAGAGGAAGUCCAGAGGUGACAGGCCCUGACAUGGCUCAGGCCAAGAACUCUCCCCUGCUGCAGGACUUCUCAGGAGAAGGACUCUCCCAGGAGAUUAUGGAGACGAUUUCCAAGGAUGGCUUCUGGAACUCCAACUUGGAAGAAGCCUACAUGGACGAGAGCUGGUUAGAUAGUUUGCUAGGAGACCCAGAAAGUCUUCUGAGAUCUGACAUUGUCACCAACAUGGAAAGUCCCACAGAGUGCAAGAGUCAUGAACUCAAGAGUGGCUUCAGUCCUCGGUCCCUCCUUUUCACAGGAGAGGAUUCUGUGAUCCAUGAUCUUCCUGAAGAAAGCCCGAUGCCAGCUAAGUCUCAGGAAUGUAGGAAUGACUUUGGCAACCACUCAGACCAGAGUCAGCAGGAUGCUGUCCAGGGAGGCGAGAAACCAUAUAAGUGUAGUGAAUGUGAGAAGAGCUUCAGCUGCAUUUGCCAUCUUAUCCAGCACUGGAUUAUUCAUAUGAGAGAGAAACCCACUGUGAAUGCAGAGUAUGAGAAUGGUUUUGACCAGAGUUCGUGCCUUUUUGUGUAUCCAGCGACUCACACAGGUUACAGAUCCUAUGUAUGUAACAAACAUGGGAAAACUUUUAGUCAAAAUACACACCUUCUGUGGUAUCAGAAUAGUCACACUGGAGAAAAACCACAGAAGAGUCAUGACAAUGACCGUCCAUCAGGUCACGGCUCACAGCCUGUGGAGCAGCAGAAAACCCACACAGGUGGUAAAUCCUACAAGUGUAAUGAGUGUGGCAGGAGUUUCAGCCGAAUCUUUGGUCUUACUCAGCAUCAGAAGACCCACACUCGGAAACGUUAUGAAUGUGCCAAAUGCAAGGCAACCUUCAACUUUCGCAAAUACCUCCUGCAUCAUCAAAAAAUUCAUGCUGCAAAAGCUACCUUUGAGUGUCAGGAAUGUGGGAAGGCCUUUCAGCAGAGCUCAGCACUCAUCAAACACCAGUCUGCUCACACUGGAGACACAACGUACAAGUGUGAUGAGUGUGGGAAAUCCUUCAGCCAUAUCUUGACCCUAAAGAGCCACCUGAGGGUUCACAACAGAGAGAAGUCUUACAAAUGCAAUGAAUGUGGGAAAGCCUUCUACCGGAGCACUCACCUUAAUGAACAUCAGAGGAUUCACACGGGUUACAGGCCCCACAAAUGUCACAAAUGCGUCAAGAGCUUCAGCCGGCCCUCCCACCUGACUCGACACCAGUCCGUUCAUGCCACAGAAAAGCGCUACAGUUGUACCGAAUGCAAGAAGACCUUCAGCCAUAAUGAACACCUUGUUCAACACCAGAAAAUACAUGCUACAGAAACCCGCUACGAAUGUCAAGAGUGUGGUGAGCGCUUCAUUUGCAGCGUGACCCUAACAUGCCACCAGAGCAUUCACACCCAAGAAAAACAAGGACUUGAUGAGAGCAGGAUCUUGAAUCAAAACUUAGACCAGAAAGAGCAACCAGGGAUCCACGAGAAGCACUUUAAGUGUAACAAAUGCGAGAAAACCUUCAGCUGCAGCAAAUACUUGACUCAGCACGAGAGGAUUCACACCAGGGAGAAGCCCUUUGAGUGUAACCAGUGUGGCAAAGCCUUUGGCCAAAGUAUGCAGCUUAUUCGCCACCAGACCAUCCACUCUGGAGUGAGGCCAUAUCAAUGUGGGGACUGUGGAAAGGGCUUCAACCGCAGUACUUCCCUCACCAAACAUCAGUGCAUCCACAAGAGUGAGCACCCCUUUAAGUGUAAUGAAUGUGGAAAGACAUUCAGCCAAAGUGCAUGUCUCUCAGAACAUCAGUUAAUUCACACUGCAGAGAAAUCCUUUAAAUGUAACCAAUGUGACAAAGUCUUUGUGCACAAUAACUACCUUAUCCAGCAUCAGAGAACUCAUGCCAAAGAGAAGGCCUUUGAGUGUAAGGAAUGUGGGAAGACAUUUCAUCACAGCGGGCACCUUUCCAAGCAUCGGAGAGUUCACACAGGUGAGCAACCCUAUAAAUGCAGUGAUUGUGGGAAAACCUUCAGCCUGAGUGCUCCAUUCAUUCGACACCGGAGAGUUCAUACUGGAGAAAAGCCUUACAUUUGUCAGGAAUGCGGGAAAGCCUUCAGCCAGAGCUCGUGCCUUUCUGUUCAUCGGAGAGUUCACACCGGGGAGAAGCCCUUUGUGUGUGCUGAAUGUGGGAAAGCCUUUUCCCAGAAAGCAAAUCUGAGGCAGCAUGAGAGAACUCACACUGGGGAGAAGCCUUACAUCUGUGAUGUGUGUGGGAAAGCCUUUGCUCUCAGCGCCCAUCUCAGUCAGCAUCAGAAAAUUCACACCCAAGAGAAACCAUAUUGAUGUCAACACUGUCAGAAAGCCUUUCCCUGCUACUUAAAUCUACUCCGACAUCAGCAAGUUCACACUAAAAAUAAGAAGUAGCAAUACUACACGUGACCAUUGGGUGGCAGCAGGGUCCUCGACAUCUGAGAACAUCAUCUGAGGCCUAAAGUUGAAGCUAUCACUUUGUAAGCGCCCCCACACAUACCCGGCAAAAUAGAUAAAUAUCUUUAUUAAUAAAAAUUGGAAAAUUUGCACACAAUUUUCAUGAAAACACGAAGCUGUGUAGCCUCCAAAUUCAGAGGUAGACUCUGGAGCCAGUCUGCUGAGGUGAAUCCUAGCUCUGCCAUCUGCUACCUAAGUAAUCUAGGGAGAGUCAUGGAACUUCUCAGGGACUCAAUGUCUUCACCUAUAAAACAGGCACAAUAAUAGUUACCUACCUCAGAGGGCUGUUGUGAGGAUAAGUAAAUAGAUGUAAAGCACUUAGAACUGAGUGCCCCUCACAUAGUAAGUACUCACCAAGCAUGAGCUACACUUAGGCAUCAGAUCCAACAGAAAUAUAUUCUUUUAUGUUAAAAGGAAGAGAAUUAGCAAUGCUCUACUUACUACACUUAAUGUUCUUAACUAAUAUUAUACAUGGUUUUAAUUUUUUAAGUUUUUCUCCAACAUACCCUUGGCUUAAUUCAAUUCCCCAAACCUUAACCUUUUUUUUAUUUUUUAUUUUUAUUUAUUUAUUUAUUUUUUUAGCUGAGCCAUCCUGCCA